Messenger RNA from Seriola aureovittata, 7899 nucleotides. It is a transcript of the gene crtc1b, whose product is annotated as CREB regulated transcription coactivator 1b. Gene Ontology annotation, cellular component: nucleus; cytoplasm. Lineage: Eukaryota; Metazoa; Chordata; Actinopteri; Carangiformes; Carangidae. The transcript has 14 exons. Gene Ontology annotation, molecular function: cAMP response element binding protein binding. Bases 8 to 1840 code for a protein of 610 amino acids. Gene Ontology annotation, biological process: positive regulation of transcription by RNA polymerase II; protein homotetramerization. The record is from RefSeq and is a predicted model, not a curated record.
GGGAAAGAUGGCGUCCUCUAACAAUCCUCGCAAAUUUAGCGAAAAAAUCGCUUUGCAUAAUCAGAAACAGGCGGAGGAGACUGCUGCGUUUGAAGAAGUGAUGAAAGACUUGAACAUCACCAGAGCUGCACGGUUGCAGUUACAGAAGACCCAGUAUUUGCAACUAGGGCAGAAUCGUGGACAGUACUAUGGAGGCUCACUGCCCAAUGUCAAUCAGAUUGGAAAUGGCAACAUUGACCUGCCUUUUCAGAACUCGGUGCUGGAUACCAGUCGGACAACCAGGCACCACGGGCUGGUGGAGCGUGUUUACCGUGACCGGAACCGCAUCACAUCUCCUCACCGCCGGCCACUGUCAGUCGACAAACACGGACGCCAAAUUGACAGCUGUCCUUACAGCUCAGUUUACCUCUCCCCACCGCCAGACACUAGCUGGAGAAGGACAAAUUCGGACUCUGCCUUACACCAGAGCGCCAUGAAUCCGAAGCCCCAGGAGGUGUUUGCAGGGGGAUCACAGGAGCUGCAGCCAAAACGAGUACUGCUGCUAACAGUGCCUGGGACGGAGAAUUCAGAGUCAAAUGCAGACAAGGAUGCGCAGAAACAGUUGUGGAAUGAUAAGAAGGAUGAUGCAUCAAAGCCCAACGCGUGUGAUGUCCCGGGAAUCAAUAUAUUCCCAUCACCAGACCAGGAAUUGAACCCAUCCGUGCUCCCAGCUGCACACAACACCGGCGGUUCGCUGCCUGAUCUGACUAACAUCCAGUUCCCUCCUCCGCUAUCCACCCCGCUGGACCCCGACGACACCGUGGCCUUCCCCUCCCUCAGCUCGUCCAACAGCACAGGCAGCCUGACCACCAACCUCACCCACCUUGGCAUCAGCGCUGCCAGCCACGGGAUCCCUACCUCCUCUCAGCCCACCAUGACUGUCACGGCACAGCGCCGGCAACCUCCUGUGGUGCCGCUCACCCUCACCUCUGACCUCCAUCUUCAACAGUCCCCGCAGCAGCUCUCACCCACCCUGUCCUCACCUGUUAACAUCACACAAGCCGUGCCAACGGAGUCGUUGACCCUGGAGCAGCAGCUCGCCCAGUACCCCCUGUUCAACCAGUUGACGGCUCAGGCCCAGGCCCAGCUGCUCAGCGACCUGCAGAAGCAGCAGCAGGCCCUGCCGCAGGGCAUCCAGCUCAUCGCCUUGCCAACUCAGGCCUCUACUGGUACAGUCACCGCCACUGCAAGCAGCCCCUCACCAGACAGCCAGACGACCGCCAGCAUCAGCAUCAGCUCGUACCGCAAUCAGACUGGCUCACCAGCCACUCAGUCUCCAACCUCCCCAGUCUCCAAUCAAGGCUUCUCCCCCGGCGGCUCGCCUCAACACAUCCCUGUGGUGGGCAGUAUAUUUGGCGACUCCUUCUAUGAUCAGCAGUUGGCAUCGAGGCAGACCAAUGCACUUUCUCACCAGCUGGAGCAGUUCAACAUGAUCGAGAACCCCAUCAGCUCCACCAGCCUUUACAACCAGUGCUCCACCCUCAACUACACACAGGCGGCCAUGAUGGGCCUCACUGGGAGCAGCCUACAGGACUCUCAGCAGCUGGGCUACAGUAACCACGGCAACAUCCCCAACAUCAUCCUAACAGUCACAGGCGAGUCUCCUCCGAGCCUCUCCAAAGAGCUGACCAACUCUCUGGCCGGUGUUGGUGAUGUCAGCUUCGACGCAGACUCUCAGUUUCCUCUGGACGAGCUGAAGAUCGAUCCACUCACCCUGGACGGACUGCACAUGCUCAAUGACCCCGACAUGGUGCUCGCCGACCCCGCCACCGAGGACACGUUCAGGAUGGACAGGCUGUAACGUUAGAGGCCGACUGUGGCCAAGAACAAGAAGGGGAAAAAAAAAAAAAAAAAAAACACACUAACUUGUGAAUGGAGAGAAGCAAAGGGCAGGAUGAACCCUCUCCCUCGUUGCAUGGCUGUCCAGCUGUCCGACCUCGCCCUCGACUCCGUGAAGCCCUUUGAAACGAUGCGCCACCAAAAGACAACAGGGAAAAAGACAUCCAGUGGCUUGCCGGGGAAUGGCCUCGCUGUCGUUUUGAAUGAGAUUGGUCGCUCAGCGCUUUCGCUAGCCUGCUGUGUUUACAGUGUACCAUUACAUGCCACAUAUAUUCCAAAAACGCACAUUUGACUUUUUUUUUUUUUUUUUUUCUUUUCAUAUCCACUGUACUAUUUGUUUUUGUUCAUAAUUUGCUCGUAGCAGGAAGCUGCUAGGACAUUGGGCUAAACCAUUCCCGUUAUAACGGCUGUGUUCAAAAACAAACAAAAAAGAAAAAAACUUUGCUUUCCUGUACCCGGCAAUCAAAUGAAUCGGUUUUUCCCAUCAUGCCGUAACGGCUUUCUAUUUCACACUCAAAGCUUUAUUUUUUGACAACCAAAUGUUAUUUUCAUCAUGUACUGUAUGUUUUGAUGCUUUAUGUAUUUAUAUGUUCUAUUUAUUUAUUUGGUUAAAGAUUUUAUAUUCCAUUUCAUAAUUUAAAUUUGAUGCCAAAAUGCUCUCUGUAGGCAUAGUGUAAAAUUGCACUGAUGUAAUUUGUGUCUAUUUAUUAAUUACUAACAUAUUUAUAUAUGUGUUUGUUAAGCUACUUGGUUAAUGAAGGAGUGCAAAACCUCCCCAUAGUUGCUCUUUGGUGUUCGAUGUGCCAUUCUCUGAUGUGGGACGUGGUAGACGUUGCCAUGCUGCAGCCCAGCGGUCAAAUCAAAAUGUCAUAGUUUCCAGAAAUGGAUUUGGGUUUUAUGCCAUUUGAAUUAAUUCUUUUCUGAGAAAAUCAUCAGGUAUUUCUAUUUAACUAGAAAGCAAGAGAAACAUGUCCAAAUUCAUUUUCUGCCAGUGAAAAGCCAAUAUCCAUGCAGACUGAAGCUGUCUGUUUUUAAACCAGAGAACACUAAAAUCUUAAAUCUUUUUCACUGUGAAAUCACCUGAUUUUGCCUUACAUGAGUAUUCUACUGUUCUACUUAAGUGUCUAAUGUGACAGCGUAUUUUCGUAACUUAUUGUAACAUUUUUCUUGUAUUUGAGAGGAACUUAACUUUUGAUUAGUGAUACUUGUGGUUAUGUUGUGUAAGGUUUGACAAAUCAAUGUACUGUAUUUUGUAGCGGUACAGUUUAUAGCCAAAUUGUUGAUGUUUUUUAAAGUGGGGCAAAAAAAAAAAACUAAAUGAAAAAAACUCAAAAGGACGGGUUUAAAGUGUUUGAGAAGUAGUGCAAUUAUGGGGAGGCUUUUUGCUCCUUGACAGGGAAGCUCUAACAAAAACGCUACUGACCUUUGCAACAGGGGUCAUCAAUAACAAAAGUACCAUACAGCAAAUAGGGGUUUUAAAUAUUGAUUGAAGGAUAUGUAACAGUAUCAAAGCCUUCAAAUGGUUGUAUUCGUUAGACGCCGUCUUGCAGUCUCAGAGUUUAUGAAGAUAAGGAUAUUUUUAUUACAGUGAGUAAACUGAAUGAAGUAGAAAAAGGCUACGUAAAGAUUAUGUUUAAGAAAGAAUAUGAGUGUAUUUAUAUAUUUAAAGUAUUUUAUGCAAUUUUUUUUUUUUUGCCAGCACCAACACCGGCCCCGUUCCAUUCAAAACAAGCAGGGAUCUAAUAGAGUCUAAAAGAGUUCACACAAAUCUGAAAAUGUACAUCCCGACAUCAUCUCUAGCUACGUCCAUGACACAGUUGUCUUUUGCCAAAAAUGUGUCAAAACAAAUUGUGUCAAAUUUUAAGAUUCACGUCAGAUGUCGGUCCGCUUCAGCCUUUUGUCAGAGUUUCCCUGAGAGUUGUGUGUAGGUCUGUGGGAUCAUGUUUGGUAUAUUGUAAUGUUCAUGUACAGACGUGCUAAUCAUUUACUCACCUAAAGCGCUGUUGGGAAAAGUUCCCAACCCCCUCCCCUCCUCUUCCCGAAAAGGAAUCACGUUUGGUUUACUGCACUCCUCUACAGUUGUACAGUUGGUUUCAGUUGAAGUGUUUCUUGUCUGCUGUACACCUCCAUCAAAGGUUUUGUUUGCCUUCAACAGAUCUGUGAUUCCUAUGCAAAUGAGACAAAAAAUGACCCUCAAAGGAAAAAAAAAAAAUCCACCUGCUGAUGUUUUAUUGUUUAACACAUUCCAGGAGUUAAGCUGGAUUUAUGCUUCGGAGAUGGUGUGGUAAUGGAGACCUCCUCAAGAAUGUAACUACACACUGCAGCUACAGCUGGAAGUGUGAUUGGUCAGCUUGGCCUGCUUGUGUUCUCUGUGACCUGUUGCUGAUGCUGGUAGAAAUCGCUGACAGUCACAUUUUCAAGGGAGGGUCAGUAAUCUCCUCUUCAAUAUCACUCCACAAAUUUAUAUUGUGAGCUAGAGAAGCCACAACUUUCCCUUUUGCAGUAUUGCACAUCUAAAUUAUUACUAAAUUAUUACUUUUGUGCAUAAGAUAUACAAACUUGUACAGACAUGAUAGAGACAAGGAUUUCAAGGGCUCUGUUGACCGUCACAAAAUAACAGAAAAAGUGGAAAUGAUGAAUGAUCAUCUCUGUUCAGCUGCUGGACAAAUGUGUGUUUUUGAGAUUAAGCUCCUUUGUAUCCCUAUAGAACAUGAAAGAAAAGAUGUAGUCUUCUUUAGUUGGAGAGUACAGUGUAUAAUGAGUGCAGGACGUGGAGUUUUGCAGUGGUGCUAUGACAAUCAACGAGUGAAAUCGUACGCUGAGCUAUAAAUGAAUCUGCCAGAGAAGCAUAAAUCCAGCUUUACUUUGAAAUGAAGUGUCUUUUCUUUCUUUUCUUUUUCUUUCUUUUUUUUGUACAUCACUCACCCUGCCUGUUCUGUCUCUAAUCACUCUUGGAUAGUCUCUACAUUUUUCACAAUUCCCGUCCACCUUAAUGCAUACUUCCUCUCUGCCUCUUCUAUGAAUUUCUUCCUGUGUGACUGUUGAACUUUGGUGCGAAACUGCUGCUCCAGAAAGAAACCCUUUCUCUCUAAUCCUAAAGGAACUGAUGCCAAACUUGACCUACUCUUAAUGUUUUAGAUCAGUGGAACAUUUUACUGUAGUGAAACAUUUGUCACGGGCCAGGUACUCAUUGAAGGAAGAAAAAUAAACAAAACAAAAAAAAAAAAGGCCCAGAAAUGCACAACACUUUACCAGGAGCUGAUUUUGUGUAUCUAAAGUUGGGAUUUUUCCUCAGAGUCACUGAAACAAAUGUAUAGAGCUCAUUCUUUACAUGUUUCCAAAGGUUUUUAUUCCUAAAAGAAAAAAAAUACGUAUUGUCUUAGACCCGAACGUCACUGCUGCGUUACCAAUAAUGCCAGUGUGUUGAGCUUUCCUGUCAUUUCUUUUCUCUCAUCCUGCUGAAUAACAGUCAUUCACACUGACCUUGUACAUACACUAUAGCUGAAACAAAAUGCAUGACUAAACUGACAGUCCAAACCUCUAAAUGAGAAAAGGCCUUCUAUAGCUCCGCAGGUUUGAUUUGUGUAACAUAAAGCUAUCACCAAGUCUGAAGGGAUGCAUGUAUGGGUCUCUCCUGAGCGACAGUUAACUCCUGUUAAGUGACUCUGUUACCUCCAUCUCUGUAUAAUGCUACUUCACGAAUGAUAAAAGAAUGUAUUUUCUGUGGCAGUGUCCUAGUUUGAGCCUGUUGCCAAAUGACCUGACGCUUGGAGUUUUCUGGUCCCGGUCUUCUUCUCUUCUCUGCUCUUCGGUUGUCUCUUUCCUCCUCCCAAAAAAACAGACUGUUGCUCGUUCCACUCUCUCUCUUUCUCUCUCUCUCUCUCUCUCUCUCUCUCUCUCUUCCUACUGUAGCAUCUCACUGCGUACGAGUCGGUGUAAACAGGCGAUUCUCAUACUGUCGAUCCGGCCGCCUCCUCUCCGUCAUCACAACCUUUUGGCUUUCUUGAGAGAAUGAAAGGAGGUUCUGUCUCGCCAAGACGGCAGGUUGUGGGAGCUUCUGCAUUACGCAGGCAGCUGCAUGACAUGACAGACACAUUGAGCAGAUUCUUAUCCCAUGUUAUGUACAGGACUUAAAUCUAGCUAUGCUGAAGUGGAGUGUGUUUUAAGACAUCAGAUAUGAUUGUUUUAUGUUGUCGUUGCCUAUCAUGUCAGGUUCUGGACUGGGUAAAGUGUAAUUCUGUUUUUUAUUUGAUUUUUUUUAUGUUUUUGUGCAGUGUUUAGUCCACUAGUUGCUUGGCACUUUAUUUGUGACCUCCUGGCUUUUGAGCAGGGACUGUUCUGCCCGAUGUGAAUGCUGACUGUUUCACACCAGAUGUAUACUCCGGAGAUAUUUUCAUGUCAAAGAAAAGAUGACUUCUAUAUUUUCCUUUGUAAACUAUAUUUUGGCUUGUCUUGUUUUUUUUUUGGUUUUUUUUUUGUUAUUUGUUUUGUUUUGUUUUUUAUCUGUGAAGAUUUUAGGAGAUGCAAAACUAGAAAGGGCUUACUCCAGUGCAGCUUGCGCUCUUGUGUUGGAAAAGAACGGCGCUCCGAAUGUAUUUCUCUGUUGGUCAUUAUCCCCCACAUGAAAACCACAUUGAGCGAUUCACGCUUCACACAGUGACACUAGAUCGGCCUCAGUGCAGCAGUUAGUUGCAGUUUGCGUCUUGACUUUGGCCACACGAACUGCUGCCAACAGAGAACUGCACUGAACGCUGCUGCAACACAGUCUCACUUCUUGAAAUGAUCCAAACUCUGAAAUGCAGGUUACAUGUUUUGGACAUGAAGAAGGUGAUUCCAUCAAAAUGAAAGCAUGUGGCCCAGGUCUUCCCCGGGACACCACGCUCUACCAGAGGUUCCCAGCUGCCAAAAAACAUCUGGUCGAUAAAGCGUGGUGUGCUGGAGAAGAGAUGCCAGACAUGAGACAUGAAGACAUAAAGUGGUGACAUAUGUGACAGGGGUGUUAAUGUAGUUGCCAUUUUCACUUGUCACACAAAGUGAACAAUGACUGUGUAACACUGGUGAAGGUUAGAAUUAAAUUUAGGCAACUUAACGACUUUGAAUAAAGUUAGGACAAUGUAGAAAAAAAAAAAAGAAGAAGCGGUUAAUAAGGUAAAAGAAAUGUAACCAUUGAUCAUCAGAGCUGAAGCUUGGUCGUGGCUACUUCUCACAUGUAGAGCCUGAAUUUGCGUUUUAAAAUACUGGAAACAAACUUCUCAGGCCGAUGAACAAAGAAUUGGAGGUCCAUAUUCCAAACAUUAAACAGAAGGAUGACCUCAGAGUAUAUUUUACUACGUCCCAUGAACUGUUUGGUUCUGACUCAUCUGCUUGUUUUAGUUUAAGACUCCCCUCGCUUGCAUUACUUCUUAGCACAGCCCAUGUUUAUGCUGUGUUAAAAAAAGCAGUGAAGCUAAAUCUGGGUCCAAACUGAAAAAGCAGAUGAGUGAAGUUCAUACAGGCGUCCUGUGUUUCAAGGUUUAUCCUCAAUCCCAGAGCAAAAGGAAAGAGCUGCUGCUCGGUCUUUACUGCUUGUUCCCAGAGUGUUUUAGGUCUGAAAUGUCCCUUUAAUAACACAGGGUUUUCUACAUCGACUAAAAGGCUCUGGAAAAACAGUUUAAAUUCCACGUAAAGCUUAUAGUGAGAAUAGCAUUAUAUCACUGUUGUCCUGUUAGUCGUAGUAAAAGAUCUGUAGUUAUUUAUUUGUUGCCAUGUGAUUCUCCUUAUGUGACAAUUUGUUUAUAAGAUGAAAGAAAAAUGUCAAUUAAAUUGAAUGUGGAAGAUUUUUCUCUGCACAUAGUCUUGAUUGGAGAAUAAUGCUGGUUUAAAAAAAAAAAAAAAAAAAAACUGUCCGGUGUCAUUUUACAACAUCACAGCGUGUUGCUGUGGACAUGCAUGAUGUUUCGAUCCUGUUGUAUAUUGUCUUUGCUAUCGUUUCUAUUUUGUAAUCUGUAUUUCAAAAUGCAAAAUUUAAAAGAUUAUUUUGGA